GCAGAGCCAUGGGAUCCAGCAUGGCGAAAAGCAAACGAUGCGAAUAUGUGGAUCACUGGCAUCGGCCAUCGAAGGAUAUUGGAAGCCAUUUUUCAAAAGAAUACGCUGAGUAUUGGCGACGACCAGCCGCUGAAAAAGGUGCUGAGUUCUCAAUGAUCAAAAACGAAUACUCUUACAUAUCUGGCAGUUACGGCUCAUCGGGAGCAAACUCAAACCGCUAUUCGACUUUUGCAUCGUCUCGAUGACGCAAAUCUCUCAUGACUAUCCUAUUUUUGGUUUAUGUAUAUAUCACUGUCGCUUUACAUAAAAAU
Molecule: messenger RNA, 311 nt
Organism: Cylicocyclus nassatus
Lineage: Eukaryota; Metazoa; Nematoda; Chromadorea; Rhabditida; Strongylidae
Source: the annotation of a GenBank genome assembly